This is a messenger RNA of Sorghum bicolor (sorghum), 2689 nucleotides long. RefSeq lists its product as uncharacterized. The record is from RefSeq and is a predicted model, not a curated record. Gene Ontology annotation, molecular function: DNA binding. Lineage: Eukaryota; Viridiplantae; Streptophyta; Magnoliopsida; Poales; Poaceae. Bases 253 to 1995 code for a protein of 580 amino acids. The transcript has 6 exons.
UAAACAAGGCCUUACACACACCAAAGCCCUCUCUUUCCUCUGUCCUGCGCGGCUGCGGGCCUUAUCCCCGCCACGCUCCUCCUCCGCCCCACACGCGCACGCCGCGACACCAGUCCACUCCACCACCCUCCUCUCGCUCCGGGAGCCAAUCCUCACCGCCCUCCGUUUAAAUCCGGCCGUAGUGCCACCCACGGCGGCUACCGGCUGCGUUCCCCGUCCGAAUCGCCGGACUCCGCCAUCGCCACUAGUCCGAUGAUGGCGCCGCAGCUGCAGGGCUGCAACUGGGUAUCCUCCUGGCCGCGGCUCGAGCAGAUGCCCCCUUGGCCGCCGCGGCAGAGGGUCCUGCGCCUCGCGAUGCCGCGACGCCCCAGCGCCGGCGCGGUCCGCGCGGUCGCGAGCGCGGGCCCGGCGCUGGGGCUGGACCGCGGCGCGGGCGCGGUGGGGACCGAGCUCCUGACGGUGGAGGAGGAGGCUGAGGACGUGGACGAGAGGGAGAGGCUCAGGCGGACGCGGAUCUCGCUGGCGAACAAGGGUAACACGCCAUGGAACAAGGGCAGGAAGCAUAGCCCAGAGACGCUGCAGCGAAUUCGUGAGAGGACCAGGAUCGCAAUGCAGGACCCCAAGGUUAGGAAAAAGUUGAUGAAUCUGGGGCAUGCACAGAGCGAGGAGACAAAAGUAAAGAUAUCAGAGGGGGUGAGGCGUGGUUGGAGUUUGCGUCUACAGAGAUUAAUGGUCCAGGAUGGUUGCUUUGUGGAGUGGAGAGACAUGGUAGCUGAUGCGGCUAGAAAGGGCUUUGCUGGUGGAGUUUCCCUCGAAUGGAAUUCAUAUAAAAUCUUGAGUGAGCAAAUGCGGCAUGAGUGGUUGGAGAAUCUCCAGAAAAGGCGAUCAAUGCCAAGGCCAAGAGGUAAUAGACGAGCACCAAAAACUCCUGAGCAAAGGAGAAAAAUUGCAGAAGCCAUUGCUGCAAAGUGGUUGGAUCAAGAAUAUCGUGAACGAGUUUGUAGUGGAAUUGCUAGCUAUCACGGAUCAUCUUCUGUGACUAAAACACCAAGAAAGCCAAGACCUGCUGGAGAACCAGGUGUAAAGAAACAGAGUACAAAAAAGAAACCUAUGCAAGCCAAACCUGUAAGCUUAGAGGAUGCUCAUGGAAAAAGUGCAGCUGUUAAGAGAAAGAAAAGUGCAACUCCCUACAAAGAUCCGAUGGCAGUUGAAAAAUUGGAGAUGAUAGCAAAGAUUCGAGCUCAAAGAACAGCACAGGAAAUAGAAAAGAAAGAAGCUAUUAGAAGAGCCAGGACACUGAUUGCAGAAGCAGAAAAGGCUGCUGAUGCUCUGGAAACUGCUGCAGCGAUGAACCCUUUUGCUCAAGCAUCACUUAUAGAAGCUAGAAAACUUGUUACAGAGGCAAGAAUAUCACUUGAAUGUGUUGAUGAUGAAGGGCCUCAGGAAACUGCUUCCAAUGAUGCGUCAGGGAGCUCAGCUUUAUUGAACUUGCACGAUCAUGGAUUGGAGACGCAGAAUGGAAGUAAUUUGUUGAAUCAAGAGAAUAAACCUGUAAAUGGGAUGGAAUUUCCUCCAAGCAAUGUUAAUGGCCUCGGUUUCCAUUUUGAUGUAUCUGAACUCAGCGGAACAAAGCAACUAUACCAGAGGAUAGAGAAUUCCAUGGAAAGGGCUUUUCUUCUCCCUUCGGCUUCGUCAAAGCUUAAAAGUGCAAAUGGAGAUUUCGGAAUAAUAGAUCUACAUGUGAGGCAGUCGAUGGUCAAUGACACGGCAAAGCAUGAUGGCACCGCAGCUGAAUCAGCAGAAACUCGUCCUCCAGGGACACUAGAGCUAGAAGCAGAUCCUCCCAGGUCUGAAGAAAAGGCUGGAACAAGGGAAGAUUGCCCUCGGGGGACACUCGAAGAAGACACACCCUCAUCUGAAGAAAAGGCUAAGAUGAGGUGGGUACGUGGGAGGUUGGUCAAAGUAAAAGACGAAUUUGGGGAUCCAGAAAUCUAGUAUUAGGUGGUAAAUCUGGCCAGAGUUACCGUUACUAGGCAAUCGAGUUUGCUCACUUCCGCUUAGCCACCAUUUUGUAUGCCAUUUGGUAGGGCACAAUUUGGUGUUUACAACCUGCUUGCUAGGGACCUGGGAGUGGCGUGGUUUUGGGGAACUCUAUUCGUUUGCAGUCUGCAGGAGCGAGCACAUCAUGAUCAACCUGCUGUCUUCUUUGUAAUUAGUAGUUAUUAGGAUCCAGGGAUCUUUUCUCUUGAGUUGUAGUCAAUUGUAGGAAGGAUUUCUGUAAAAGCAUGGUUCUAGAAUGCUUGCGUCUUGAAUCAUAACUAGCUGGGACCCCGUCCACUGGAGCGGGCUAGAAAUGCAAGUCUGAAUUUGAGCAUGUAAAAGAGAAGCAUUUUCUAAUGACGCUUGAUGCAACACCUUCACAAAGUCAACACUAGCCUGGUGCAUAAAUGACUGACAUUAUGCAGUUCCUCGAGCAUAAAUGUUCCGAAGAACAUGAAUACUUCUCGAACGAGAUAGCCAUGUUGCACGUUUUUGGCAGAUACGCGGUGGACAUAGGAGUGAGGUUAAUAUUUUGCUUUAAAAAUAUGAAGGGAUUUUGUUGACGCCACCAUCCAUGCUGAGGCUAAUGUUGACUUUGUGAAGGUAUUGCAACAGAAAGCCAGCUUCAGACAAAAUGUCAAAGAAAACA